Marmota flaviventris (yellow-bellied marmot) is the source of this 3523-nucleotide messenger RNA. RefSeq names its product inositol polyphosphate multikinase (gene Ipmk). The record is from RefSeq and is a predicted model, not a curated record. Gene Ontology annotation, biological process: inositol phosphate biosynthetic process. Gene Ontology annotation, cellular component: cytoplasm; nucleus. Gene Ontology annotation, molecular function: inositol tetrakisphosphate kinase activity; inositol-1,4,5-trisphosphate 3-kinase activity. Lineage: Eukaryota; Metazoa; Chordata; Mammalia; Rodentia; Sciuridae.
AGGGCCCCAGGGAGCGCGGGGCGCUGCUGCCGCCGCUGCUCCGCUCGGUUCCGUCUCCUGGGCAGCGGCGGGACCGGCGGCCGCGGCGGCGGAGGGACGGGAGCUGGGAGCCGCGGUCCGCAGAGUUGGGCAGGGGAGCACCCGCGCCUCCGCGGCGUCAUGGGCCCCCUUCCCGGGCCUCAGCGGGCACCAGCCGCGGGAACCCCCAGGCCUCCUCGCGGCCGAGCCUGAGCGACCCCCGGGUUCUCAGGCACUCGCUCCCUACUCCCUAUUUUUCCUCCUUUCGCCACCGUUACCGCUUGUGCACACGGUUAUGGCAACAGAGCCGCCAUCCCCCCUCCGGCUCGAGGCGCCCGGCGUCCCAGAGAUGCGGACCCCACCGGUGAGCGAUGCCGCCCCCGAAGGCGCCCCGCAACCAGCGGGCGGCAGGCUGCGUUUCCUCAACGGCUGCGUGCCCCUGUCGCAUCAGGUGGCCGGGCACAUGUACGGAAAGGACAAAGUGGGUAUACUGCAACACCCAGAUGGCACAGUUUUGAAACAGUUACAGCCACCUCCAAGGGGCCCGAGAGAGCUGGAAUUUUAUAAUAUGGUUUAUGCUGCUGAUUGUAGUGAUGGUGUUCUUCUAGAGCUUCGAAAAUAUUUGCCAAAAUAUUAUGGCAUCUGGUCACCUCCCACUGCACCAAAUGAUUUAUACCUAAAACUGGAAGAUGUGACCCAUAAAUUUAAUAAGCCCUGUAUAAUGGAUGUAAAGAUCGGGCGAAAAAGCUAUGAUCCUUUUGCCUCAUCCGAGAAGAUUCAGCAACAGGUCAGCAAGUACCCAUUAAUGGAAGAGAUUGGGUUCUUGGUGCUUGGCAUGAGGGUUUAUCAUGUUCAUUCUGAUAGCUAUGAGACACAAAAUCAGCACUAUGGAAGAAGCUUAACAAAAGAAACUAUAAAGGAUGGAGUCUCCAAGUUUUUUCAUAAUGGGUUCUGUCUAAGAAAAGAUGCUAUUGCUGCCAGUAUUCAGAAGAUUGAGAAAAUUCUGCAGUGGUUUGAAAGCCAGAAACAGCUUAGCUUUUAUGCAAGUUCAUUACUAUUUGUUUAUGAAGGUUCAUCUCAGCCAACCACUACAAAAUCAAGUGACAGAACUUUGGCAGGAAAGUUUUUGUCCAAAGGGCAAUUGUCAGACACAGAGUUACUGGAGUACAACAAUAACUUUCAUGUGUUAAGUUCCACAGCAAAUGGAAAAAUAGAGGCUUCAGUAGGCAAAAGCUUAUCCAAGAUGUAUGCUCGUCACAGAAAAAUGUAUUCAAAAAAACAUCACAGUCAGACUUCAUUGAAAGUUGAAAAUAUGGAGCAAGACAAUGGGUGGAAAAGCAUGUCACAGGAACAUUUAAAUGGAAAUGUACUUUCCCAACUGGAAAAAGUUUUUUACCAUCUUCCCACUGGUUGCCAAGAGAUUGCGGAAGUAGAAGUGCGAAUGAUAGAUUUUGCUCAUGUGUUUCCUAGCAACACAAUAGAUGAGGGAUAUGUUUAUGGUCUAAAGCAUUUAAUUACUGUACUUCGAAGUAUUUUAGACAAUUGAAUCUUUUGCUGCAGUCUUUUUAAGUGGUGGACAAAUCAUCAUAAAGAGCAGCAGUCAUUAUCUCUGCACCUGUAAUGCUGUGUAAAAACUUUGUAUUGUGAGUCAACAUUUUAUUUGUCUUUAUACUUUUGGUAGAAAGGUUAACUUUUUUAUAAUCUUACUCAGGAAUACUAAUUUGUUCAUUAGAAAACUAUGAAGAAUAAAGAAACAGGAAUGUUAAGCAGGGAAUGUGGUGGUACAUGGCCUGAACAUCUAUUUGGCUCAAGCAAAAUGCAAACCAUUAUUCAGUAAGAGUUUAUUUAGCUUUCUGUAGCCAAUGUAUCAUGAAAUCUGUCCACCCAACCUUGAAAAUGAGCCAUAUCUAACCUAUGACAUAAUUAGAACACCUUCAAAAUCUAGAAAGCACAGGUUGAUAUCCUUAGUAUUGCUAUGUAUGAAGUUAUUAAAACUGGAGAAAAUUCUACUUCAGAAAUAAGUACCAUUUAGGUUUUAUAUUAAAAGUUCAGACCAGCAUAUCAAAAGGUGCUUCUUAGUGAAAUGAUUUAGAAUUAUUGCAUUCCAAAAGCAGGUUUUCCAUUUAAUUUCCAUUUAUCUAUGUAAUACAAAAUAUUAUACUUUGUGAAAUACACAACAGAAAUGGACGACAACAACAACAACAACAAAUAUCUUGAAAUUAAAGGCACUGAUGAUUUUUACCAGGGUCAGAAGAGAGAAAUUAUUUGCAAGAAACAAAAUUUUUUCUUUAAAAUUCUUUUAUUGCAAGUUCUUUUGUGGCAAAAAUGGAAUCUAUAUUUACUACAAUGUGAGAAGACAUUACAUGAUAUAUGUAGGUAUACAUAUAAUACUUUUUCUCAAACAGAGGCUUCAAAAAGGUGAAUGAUUGAAAUUUUAUUUUUCCUCUAAACAAUAUUUUAGAGUGUUUUGCUUUUAAAAUUCAUGUAUUUGUGGUCCCACUUAGUUAAGCAGUGGUAUAAACGUUUGUUGCUAAAUAUAGUGUUUCUCAGAAUUUGGUUAAGCAGUGAAAAACAGCAUCUGAUCAUGUAAGUGUUUUUAAAAAUACUGUGUGUAAAUUAGUACAUUGUAUAGGGUUUGGCACAUAUCUAAAUCUGUGCUUCUGUUUCACUAUUAUUCGUAACAGCUUUAGAUCAUAUCAAAAGAGAAACUAAUUGGGGGCAGAGGCAAAAACAGAUUUGUAAAUAUUACCUUUGUUUUACACACACACCACCUUUUAAAAAAUAACUAGGUAAUUUUCAUUGAAAACUUGUAAGACUUUAAAAUUAAAUUUGAAAAUAAUUUGAUGUUAAUGCUUUCAAAGCACUUUGAUUCACUAGUAAUAUAUCUAAGUAGUUGAGCAGUUUUACCAUAUUCCUGGAACACAUUUUGAAGUUAUGAUUUAAGAUCUUUUCCUCCUCUUUUUACCUCAGAAUCACAAUUUAAACUUUUAAAUCCAAGUGCCAUUUUUAUGUGGUAUGGAGGAAAUUUUGUUUCUUAGCUUCCCAACUCUCACUGAGGGUACUUUGCAAAUAUCUGAGUUCUAACAAAGUCACCAGAUAAAUUUCUAUGAAUACUAUACUUAGCAAAUCUUUUAAACUGGCAUAACUUUAUAUGCAUUUUGUUAUUUUUAUUUAGAAUUAGUGUAAAAUAUUUUUCCUUGGGAUGUAAUGUUUUUCUGUAUUUCCAAGUGGGUAUUGGCCAUACGUUUUUGUGGGAAUGAAAUUCAAGUCUUAAUUAAUAAGAAACUUUUUUAGUUUUACUCGUUUUUUUCUUCAAUAUGGACUUUUGUUGUUGUUGUUGUUAGUUAGAUAGUGUUAAGCUCAUAUAAAUGAACACUAUGUUGAAUCUUCAGAGGAUUUUUGUAUGGGAUUGUGUCAGCCUAUGUACAUUAAAUUUAAUAAAUUUAAGUAUUAUCAGAUUAUUUGCACAUUUUAGUUCAAUAAAGUCUGAAUCAGCUGUUCUAGA